Molecule: messenger RNA, 2243 nt
Organism: Nilaparvata lugens (brown planthopper)
Lineage: Eukaryota; Metazoa; Arthropoda; Insecta; Hemiptera; Delphacidae
Product: CAD protein-like
Exons: 9
Coding region: 102-2243 (713 amino acids)
Biological process (GO): purine nucleobase catabolic process
Cellular component (GO): cytoplasm
Molecular function (GO): allantoinase activity
Source: RefSeq, a predicted model, not a curated record
AUAACAAGUCUGUCAUGCUCCUCGUUUGUUACUCUUAUCUCCUUCUCUUUCUUAUUUCAAUCUUCUUCUCAUGAUAUUCUUAUCUUCAAGUGCGAAUUUGAAUGAAGGCGAUGCUGCGCAUAAAAUCGGACCCACCUCUGCGCACACACACGGACUGCCUGUCGUCGCGGCGACUGGUCACCCUUCCAGGUCUGAUCGACGUGCACGUGCACGUGCGUGAGCCGGGCGCUGAGCACAAGGAGGACUACAGCACUUGUACGGCGGCUGCCCUGGCCGGUGGGGUCACCUGCAUUUGUGCCAUGCCCAACACGGCGCCCGCCUGCACUGAUGCCAGCACGCUUGCCCUAGUUAAACAGAAAGCAGCGGCCGGAGCGAGGUGUGACUACGCCAUCUAUUUCGGGGCCACUUCGGACAAUUAUGCCAGCAUUCCUGAGCUGGCUCCCAAGGCGGCCGGCCUCAAAAUGUAUCUCAACGAGACAUUCAACACGCUCCGUCUCAAAGACCUCACCGAAUGGAUCAAGCACUUUGACAGUUGGCCGAAGAAGUGGCCCCUAUGCGUGCAUGCCGAGGGCCAGACUACGGCCGCUGUGCUGCUAUUGGCAACACUGCACAACCGGCCAAUACACGUCUGCCACGUUGCUCGCAAGGAGGAGAUACAGAUUAUACGUGCCGCUAAGGAAAAGGGUUUACCGGUGACAUGCGAGGUAUGCCCGCAUCAUUUGUUUUUGACCGACGUGGAGGUGGCAGCUAGCCUGGGAGCAAGCAAGGCGCAGGUGAGGCCGGUGAUCGGCACCAGAGAGGACCAGCAAGCGCUCUGGGACAACCUCGACAUUAUCGACUGCUUUGCCACCGAUCAUGCUCCGCAUACAGUAGAAGAGAAGAACAGUGAGAACGCCCCUCCCGGCUACCCGGGCCUUGAAACUAUGCUGCCACUACUGCUUACUGCUGUACACGACAAGAAACUCACACUUGAAGACCUAGUAAACAAGUUGCACCACAACCCUCGACGCAUAUUCAACUUGCCCGAGCAGCCGAACACCUACAUUGAAGUGGACCUGGACACAGAGUGGCGCAUUCCACAACGCAUGCCUCACUCCAAGUGCGCGUGGACUCCGUUUGCCGGCACCCGAGUUAGAGGCAUGUUGCAUCGUGUGGUGUUGCGCGGAGAGGUGGCCUACAUCGAAGGAAAGGUGCUAGUACCUCCCGGCUUUGGCGAGGACAAGGGAGCAGAAGAAAGGGAACAAUGCUCUGAACAUCGGUUUGCUGAGCCGCACCAAGCACCAAAUCAAUAUGGACGCCCGCAUACCGGUACUAGCCAAAACGCUGCGCACCAUGCGCCUCCUCCUGGUUUCAGCCUGCUACCUGUGCCGACUUUUGCCGCUGCCCCACCGCAACCGCCAGUAAGCUCUUAUCAUGCACCUUCUAGCAGCGCACCAAACCUGGCUAUCAGCUCUAAUCUGCCUCCUAGUUCGCCGCCAGUCAACAGUUGUGCAUCUCCGCCCGUAAGUUCAAGCCCUGCCAGUGCACAAUAUAUAACAAACAGUUCUAUAUCUUCUAUACCACACACUUUUAGUGGCUGCACUCAGGUGAAGGCCGUACAUGCUUCUGCUUUACUUGGAACCGCUGUCAUUACAGUCUUGAACCAAUACAAUCAACCCUUCUUGUUGCGUGCUGUGUUGGACUCUGGUUCCAUGCGCUCCAUUAUCACCACCCGAGCCGCCACCGCAAUGGGUUUAGUUGUUGUGCCCGCUCAAAUCCAACUGAAUGGAAUCUCUGAAAAAAGGACAUCUGUCAAAGGCAUUGUGCAGUUAAGAAUAUUGUCCAAACCUCAAUUUGAUAUUGCUCUUUCUACCGAAGCUCUUGUAUUAGAUCAAAUUGCUGGCAAUCUUCCUGUCUUUCCGCUUCACCCCGCACUACAGAAUUCGUUUACACAUCUGGACCUCACUGAUCCUAAUUUUGAUAAGCCUGCUGAAAUCGACCUACUGAUUGGUGCCGAUUUAUACUCCAACAUCUUUAUAUCUGCAGAAAAUUCCAUUAUUCCUGGUAACCCUGCCGCCUUUGCCACAAUCUUUGGUUAUGUUUUAAGUGGAAGAUUGAAUAUUGAGGACUUGCCCGCACCGCUCAACAAAAUGCAGCUCAUUUGCACUAUGUUUGCACAGGAAGCACAGCUCAACACCAUCAUGAACAAUUUUGGGAAGCCGAAGAGGCCAUCCCCGUUUGAAAAGAGUCAUCGCCCAAGAUGA